AUGUCGAAAGCUUCUACAUGGCAUCCCUACAAUGUCGAACUGCCCGAGGAGACUGCCGAAGAGGAGGUCGAUGACACCCAGGAGAUCCAGAUCGAAGAGGCCUUGAAGCUUUACCAAACCGCCCUCAAAUACCAUUCCGAAGGCCCUCCGUCCUUUGACAAGACCGCCGCAGCUUACAAAGCUCUCUUCGAAUCAGAAAUAUUCAAGUACGCCGAAUCUCUCUCCGAAUAUCAGCGACAUGAGGUGUUUGGUGAGGACCUGGUGUUCGAUACCAUUUUGGAGGAUGACUACGAGGCAGGACCCGUCCAGUCGACAGGCGCCGCCGACAGCGCUCCCAACACAUUACAGCAGAUACUACAUCUUUCCUACAAGAACCAUGGUCAGUUUCUACUCGAAGCUAUGCAGCAUUGGAUUACCACAAGUGGUGCGGCACCUCCGAUGGAGGCAUGGAACAACACACGUGGCGCUCUGAACUACUUCGCCGAGGCCCUGGAUAAAGAAGAUACCGACCUUGAUCUCUGGCUGCGCGCAGCAUCUGUCGCAGCUAUGCUAGGCAGCAAGCGCCUUACUCGAUACUGUCUGGAGGCAGUUUUAGAUGGCAAUGACGAACAAUGGGAGAACUUAUUGCGGCUCCCUGGGCUAGAAGAAGGCUUUGCCGGACAACAACUGCGUGAGCUUGUGGAGCGUCUGGAGGACAAUGUCUCUCUAUGUCAGGCGCCAAUAUCCUCCAUCAAACGCAAGAAGCUGUCCGAGACGCUGAAGAGGCGUCUAAAUCCUUUUCCAUUCGCGCCUCUCCCAGCCGACGUCGCCCUUGCCGAAAACCUACACAACAUCAAGGUGGCUCCAGAGAGUGUGACCCUGACCCCGACCAAGUGGGACUGGGCAGGAGUAGGUGAAAUCAUCGUACGGCAAUUCCAGGCCGAGCAACAGGCAAUGACACCCAAUGUGCCUUCUGGUUCCAACAUAGUCUUCAGCAUACCGCCUGACAGCGAAACUCCUGAGCGCAUCGAGCCCGAACCCACCGCGCCUGUGCAGGAAGCCAUAUUGCCUGCACCGGAACCAACACCAUCACCACAGGUCGAGGAACCCGUAACUACAAUCGCGGACGCGGAAACUGUUACAGAAAAGGACGGCGAAGAUACCAUAAUGGAAGAGCAGGAUGUCGAAAGCGAAGUCAAGAAUGAGGAAGCCGCGCCUGUCGGCCCUUCUAAUGUUGCACCAGUUCCAUCGCGCAAGCGAUCCACAGACUCUGCCGGUCUACCUGAAACUGCAGAGGGAGGAAGAUCGCGCAGUAAACGCAUUCGGGGUCGGGAGAGCUUGAUUGAGCCAACCACUGGCGGAGCAGCCCAAGAGGCCAGCAAGCAGCUUGAUGCGCUACUCGAACCAUAUACGUACACGGACCAAUGUCGUUAUGAGAUUCUCAAGGACAUGUAUGCGCGACUUGGUGUUGAGGGCAUCAAAGACCCUGAUGAGCUACGAAAGCUCGUCACAGCGCUACCCAACGCAACUGCUACAGAUCCCAUCGAUAAAGUCGCUUGCGAUUUCUUCACGGGGCUACGAAGUGGGCAUGUCAAAACUGCUCAAAUCCUUCUCAGUUCCGAGUCAUUCGAUCUUCUCGGAGCAACUAGGGAACACGGGCUGAAUGCGUUCCUCGGUUUUUCUAAAUCAGGUUCAAGUCAAGCCUCUAGUAAGCCUGUGUUAGGUAGUGAGGGGCUGAAUGCGUUUGCUAGGUCUGUCAACAACGGUUGGCUCCCAAUCCAAGACGUCGCAUUCGGUUGGAUUGAGUCUCUCUUUACCCCAGGAUUUUGUUCACAGCCAGGAAUGCAGCCAAGUGAUCAGUCAAGCUAUCUGCAGUUCAGAUGGGCUGAGGAUCUCAAGCGCAACGUUGUACAAGUCAUUGUCCACAUUGAUGAGUACAUAUACGAGCGUAUGCUUGAGCGCGUCGACAUCCUUAAUCGACGAAUGCUGAACGCUACACAUCAGUCCCAAGUGUACGAGCUUUCCGACUUUGACAUUUCGCAGAUAGAGAUAGUGGAGACGUUGUUCGAGCUGCACCUUGACAUUUACUCUCUUAUCAAGCAUCCGCAAAGUGUAAUAGAUACCAGAACACAGGUCCUCCAAAGCGACCGGCUGGAGCGAUGGUCUUUACUUGCGCGAGAGGUCUUACAACUACGAUCUGACUGUCGGCCAAAUCAGGGCGUCGAUGACCUAGCUCUGCGCCACAUCUGGACGACGGUAUUCCAAAUGAGUGUUAAUGACGAGGUAUUACCGGAACAUGUUUUGUCUGCCAUGGCAGAGUUGAAGGAUAUGUUCGAGCCUUUAGGUGAUCAUACGAUUCAAUUACAGAACAAUGCUGUCAUGCCGGAACUGUCAGUCGCCGCUAUUGAGCAAGAACUCGUGCGCAUCAGCAUGAAGGACUUCUUCCUCAAGGUUUUCGAUCAAGAGGAGCAGGAUCCAGUUACGAUUAUAGAAAGCCUGGAGCCGAUUUUGGAGCUCACAAACGUAAGUGAGCCUAACACACCUCCAAAGCCAGAUGGAGCCGAACAUGAAAGCAUUGAUACACCCGGCUCGCCUACCAUAAGUACCAUUUCCGAGCAGCAACUUGAUCAGUCGUCGCCCGUUUUGGAGAUGCGCAAGUUUCUCGAUUCUGCGAACGUCAACGUCCGGCUCUCCCUUUGGAACAGGUUACGUGUCGCCUAUGAGGCUAUCGAUUACCCUUCUAAGGUCUUAUCGUGCUUUCUCCGGAGUAUUGAGGCCCUUGUGGUGGACCUCAGGUCCUCGAACUUCCAAGAACUCUCUUUACUAGACCGUCAACACAAGCUCCUAACCCGAUACCGGGUCAUCGACGACAUGGUCGUCAAAAUCAUUCACAUCAUUCGAGAUGACGAAGCCCCAUUCGCAUGCCUUUCAUAUGAGCAUGUCCAGUCCUCUAUGUCAGCUAUCGCAGCACUGUUACAGAUCAUGUCAGCGGCAGAUAUGCUCCGAGACCUGAUUCGCGUCAACCAUAUUCCUAUGCCCAGAGUCGAAUCACAGCCAAAUUCAGCAUUUGUCAACAUGAUGUCACGGCUCGACGACAUUCACCUACGACUCUGGAUAUUGCAGUACCACCUGCUCAAAGACGGCAUGUCUCAAGAUCCGGAAGCCUUCCCUACUCCGUCUGACGAUCUGUUCGAAUACAUCCGCCAUGUGCACCAUGCCACAGGUGUGCGCAGCUUCUGUCAUCUUUCGGGUCGUCAAUUCUUGAGGCUUGCGAAGGAUGAGUUACUGCGCUUGGACGAUAUCACCGACGGCCCGAGUCAUGCCACUGAGCUCUGCCAGGUACUCAACGAUUUGUACGGACUCAAGUUGUUCGUUGAUCCUCUAGAGUGUCAGAACUUCCAGACUACAACAGACGUCCUCGACAAGAAGACUGCCUUUAGCAUAUUGUCUUUCACGAUGUCGCAAGCUGCAAAGGUCGAUCUCAAGGAUCUACCUAAGACCGAACUCAAAGGUACCAUAGAGAAGGUACAUGCUGCUCUUGGCCGACCUAAGCAGAACGAGGACAUCACCUUCAACCGCAAAGUCAUAUCCACCUACUUUAAAUCGCCUGUCAAUCCGGUAGCACUUUUCGGAUGCCUGAAAGGUGUGGGUUCACUCGCCACGAAGCACAUUCCUUCCGAGGAAGCAGUGGCCGCAUCGAAGGGUUGGUACUAUAUGAUGGGGAACAUCGCGCUGAGCAAGUUUCGAUCACAGAAACGUGUGACCCAAGGACCAACAGAAGACCUCAACUACGCCCAAGCAUUCUUCGUGCAGGAUCUGGAGCAUUCCAUCGAACGUUGGGAGACGUGGUAUCGUCUUGCCCAGGCCAACGACACGCAGCUGGAAGAAGCUGUAUCUUGGAAUGCGGACAAGAUGAACAGCAGCAGCGCUGAAGUGGUUAAUUUCCAACGUGCUGCAAUCAAUUGUUACAUCAUGGCUGUGGCAUGCGCUACUCGCGAAGCUGAUGUUGCGCCGGGUACUCAAAGCAAGAUCGCACAGAUGUACACCGAGUUCGGGAACCGUAUGUAUGCAUCGUCCAGGGAGCCAUUCGGGAUGGAAGCAUUCCAGAUUCGCGAGAGUGAGAAACGAUUCUGCAAUCUACAAACGAACGCGACCCUAUACAAGGAGGUUGUUUUUGUUCCAUUGCAUGCCUACACCGCUUGGAAGUUCGCAAGUACUCUCUACAAAAGAGCUAUUAAAGGAAACCCGAACAAGUGGUGGAAUCACUUCAUGCUUGGAAAGUGUGGGUGGAAGAUGUGGUCGGCCAACGACAGCGCAAUGCAAUAUGCGAAGUCCAUAGGUGCACCACUGGUCCCUCAGCGCGGGCCCACUUGGGAGUCAGUCGUCGACGCCUUCGUCAGCGCCAUCGAAACACUGCCAGGAAAGAAGGGCCGCAGCGGUGAGCCGGUCCUUGAGCCACAUUACAAGCUUGUAUCCAUCACGCACAAGCUAUACCAGCGGGGGGCCAUCAACUACGAAAAAGGGCCCGAGAUCCUUGCAAAUACUUCCUACGCACAGAAUAUCAAAGCUCCAGAGAGCGAAGGCGAUUGGCAGCGAUACGUACUCGCAGUUUUGAAGUCACUGCGUGCCGCCGACAAGUCAAGUUGGCAUCAUCGCAUCAUAUCCCGUGUCGCUCAUACCAUUUACGAUAACGGUAGAGAUCCGGUAUCGGCUAAUGAGGCUAAACAUGAGCUCACCCAGCAGAUGUUCACCAAAACCAUGGCUGUCCAGGUUUGGAAACCUGAGAACGAGCGACCCGGUCGGCAUUUUGUCUACACUACUCGCUAUACCAAAUUUUUUACUGAACUUCUGGAUCUCACUGGAGACAAGACAAACUUCGAGGCUCUUGCUAAGCGUGUACGACGGAAACAGACCGACUUCUUCGAGCACCAGAAGCUGUGGCAGGACUUGUGUCUACGUUAUAUCAAGAUGCUGCGAAAGAUUGGCAGCGUACCUGAAGGUCAAGAAGACUCCGCUUUCAAGUCUGUCAAUCAUGAUGAGUUCAACACAUUGGCUCUUCGCUUGGAAGCGUGGUGUCAAAAUCCAGACACACAGCACCCUGUGCUGGAUGUUCUCCGUGAUGCCAUCGAGCUCAAGCGCUUGAACAACGGCAUGAUGAAGCCCCUUCUCAUUGACGAUCUGAUCGGCGAUGCAUACGCAAUGCUAUACACCUUGAUCGGGCCUACGCUACCUCCAUUACAAUCGGAACAGCAACCACAGCAACCUAUGCAGCCUACUCAAGCUCACCCAUCACCUUUCGCCGUGAAUGUACCUUCUACAGGCGCUGUACCUAUAUCUUCGUUGAUGCAGGUCCAGGUCGACGGCGCUGUGGAAGGAAGCUCCAGUACGCCGUUCAGCAUGUAUCACCCCAAUCAGCUGCAGCCACAGCAUCCUCCAUCAAUGCCGCAGAUGCCAUCGCAGCCCGAGCAGCCCGCAAAAUCAAGAGCGAAGGCUGUGGGGCGUAGAGAGAUCGCUCGUCGGGCCGAAGCGUGUGUCCAAAAGAUUGCCGGUAUGGCUCCUCAGCCAACAUCGAUGCCAAUCCGAUCGCCUGCACCUGGUGAUGCUACACUUCCCUCCAUCGUUGGACAAGCGGCAUCACCUGAAAUCGCUGCACAGCCGGCUCCGGGACCGAGCACAUCCACAGAACAUCUACAGCCCUCAUUCGACAAAAGUGGUACGGCUACUGCAGCUGGCAGUAUGAAUAAUGAUGAGCCCGAGCGCAGUGCACCCGCCUCUAUCCACGAUGACGCCGAUGACGAGAGUGAGCUUAGCGAACUCGACGAGGACGAGGUUGAGGAGAUUCAUCAGGAAGUUCAGAACGACAAUCUGCGUCGAUCGGUAUCCAUUGCUGCGAAACCUCUCUUCCCCAACCUGGCUGCCAACCGAGCCAGCCCUGCAGAAAAGAGGAACGAGACGAUCUCAGAAGGUGGUGACGCGGAUACUAUACACGUCAUUGUACGUGGUGCUAGGAAGAAGGACGAAGAUGAGAUGGAUGUUGAUAACCACUCAUCACCCCGGCAGUCGCGUGGAAAGCAACGCAAGUCAUACCGCGUGGAGGAAGAAUAUUCGUUUCUUGAUGAGGAUGAGGACGGCUCUGCGCCCUCAGGCACGCAAACACCGGCUUUCCCUGGGGGUGAUGACGACGAUGGCGACGAUUUCAUGCCAGACGCCCAGGAGGAGGAGCCUGAGUAUGAAGAAGACGAGGUAGCAGAAGAGGAUGAUGAUAUAUCGGAGGAAGAGGAAGAUGACGAUUCCGAUGAAGAUUCUGCAGGGCCUCCAAGACGCAAUGCGCGUGGACUGAAGGCCGUCCGCGCAGCACCAACCACCCCAGCAAUUCGACGCAACAAGAAACUCACAGACCAUAUCCCGUCACCCAUAACGUUUGCUAAAGGGAGCGGUGUCAAAGUGCGUACUGUUGAUGCCGACACCCAAUUACGGACGCGUGGCAUUCCCGAUUUCGACAAGAUUGGUGGCCAUGAGCCGCGGUUGAAAAACUUGUUCGGUCCUGAUGCCCAGCAUCUCAAGCCUGUCCUGGCUUCACGUGACUACUGGUUCCCACAAGAGACUUUUCCUAUUCGAAGUUUUGCCAAGGUCAGGACUGAUGAUGCUGAGGUUGGCAGCUUGAGAAGGAGCUUCUUCGAAGUCAGCGGUACUAGAGAGAAAGAGAACGAAGUGUUGACGACCUGGUAUACUGACUCUGGGAAGUCUUCUUUCGCGACAGCGCAGAGGACGAAGACCUUGAGUGCAGAUGAGGCCAGAGAGUAUAUACAAACCCCAGGACCGGAAACGGUAAACGUAUUAGCUGGACCUGUGAGCACUCCGCAAGUCGACACACUGGCAAAGAGCUCGUACAUGAACAUUGCAAAACCUUUCCCAGCAACUCGAGAUAGACGCGGUUGGCUUUUCAAUCUCGGCUCCCGGAUACAAGAUGCUCAAUGGGCGACCAACGAAGACAGCAAUACCCAAUAUCUCGCCGUUGCUGUCGAGCAGAAACCUACCAGCGGCGACCAGCCCAAGCCGAUGGAGCAGCCAAAAGCACCAGCGUUCAAUGCUACUGAACCAUUCCCUGCAUCGAUUCAGAUCUGGGCGUUUGAAGCUGUUGAAGCAGGCGAAUUGGAUGCAUCGAAAGAGCCUAGACUUGAGCUCGUCAUCUGUACAGACUGGGGUGCGCCGAAACAACUUAGAUGGUGCCCUAUCGCUGUGACAGACAAGACUCGAAAAUCGGACUACCAUGAAAAAAUACACAUAGGCAUGCUUGCGGGCCUCUGGUCGGAUGGACGAGUGCGUGUACUAGAUGUAUCUGCACCGAUUCCCAAACAUGACCUACACACUCCUACCUAUCUUCACUUUACGCGCGCAGCAUUCGAGGUGUCAUUCCCUCAAACAGUACCUUCAUGCUUACAUUGGCUGUCGGGAACCACGCUUGCAGUUGCGACAGCGGCAGGCACUGUCGGUAUAUGGUCCUUAAUCCGCCCAGGCACACUCACAGCGUCCGACUCCAAUAAUCACAGCCCGAGGCCCUGGUUUUAUCAGCAACUAGCUGACACAUACAUUCUCACGAUAUCUUCCGGAUGGCCAUCUAAUCCGCAAUUCUUGUCUAUUAGUACCGCGGAUGGAUUUGCGCGCCUCAUCGACAUACGAAGCCCGACUGCUGAUACUGUUGUUUCGAUACGUGGUCGGACACUGUGUCUAGCGCAAGCCUGGCAUGAGCAUACACAGUCUUUCGUCAUGCCAGACGAACACUACAUCCUAAGACACACCCCCAUACGUCGCUAUUACCAUAACUUGUACAGCAUGCGACUAGAAAACAGCAUCACCCGUGUCGCAACAAGCCCGAUACACCCCGGCGUACUUGUUGGCGGGACCGAUGGAGAUGUUCAGACAAGCAACCCGAUCAUGCGUAUCACAAACUAUAAGAUCAUGCCAUGGCAACAGAAGUGGUUUGUCCACGAGUGGAGGGGCCCGAUGGAGCGGAUGCUGGUCAAGCCUACUGAUGGAGAUGUCGCAAUGUCCGAAGGAGGACCAGUUGAGCAGCCGAGUGACGACUCCACACCGGUGUCGCAAGCUGGGGAAUCAGCUCAUGAACCUAAGAAGGUACCUCAAGAGAUACUUUCCCAGCCUCUGGUUCGCAUCACCGAAGGAUACAAAGCCGGUCAAACAGGCAUUGCGCACAGCACUGCAGCGACAAGGAAGGGCAACCCGGAAGUCGGAAGGUCCAUCAGUAUCUUUGAAGAGCAGACCGCCAUUACGGCACUUGCUUGGAAUCCAAAUUUGAGGUUCGGCACAUGGGCUGUUGCGGGUAUGGGAUCUGGACUGUUACGCGUGGAGGAUGUUGGCAUCUAA
Messenger RNA from Alternaria atra, 8361 nucleotides. RefSeq lists its product as uncharacterized. Gene Ontology annotation, cellular component: HIR complex; nucleus. Bases 1 to 8361 code for a protein of 2786 amino acids. Gene Ontology annotation, biological process: chromatin organization. Gene Ontology annotation, molecular function: protein binding; nucleosome binding. The record is from RefSeq and is a predicted model, not a curated record. The transcript has 3 exons. Lineage: Eukaryota; Fungi; Ascomycota; Dothideomycetes; Pleosporales; Pleosporaceae.